AUGUCUGAUAUUUAUUCUAAUAUAAAUUCCCAACUUCAUUCCAAUUAGAAUUUAUCUCUAUAUGCAAGACAAUAAAAAGAAGCAAGAAUAGAGCAUUCAAAGCUUACGCCUGAAGAAUAGAAAGAAAAAUUACUUCAAGUUUUUAAUAACCGACCACCUGUAUUUUCAGAUGAAGCCAAAGUACCUCCAAAAUAGAUUACAGCCACUCAAGGAUCUCAAAGAUAAAAAAUAUAAAUGGGAAUUAUUAAUCCAAUACACUAAUUUGAAGAUCCUAGAAUCAUUAAAAAUGAUGCUAAAUAAAAAGAGCAGGAAUGGUAUGCUUAAAGAAUGAAACAAAAGUAGAGACCUAAACCAGAGGAUCCAUUAAUUGAACCAUAAGCAGAUUUAGUUUUGUAGGCAAAUAAAAUUGAUUUAAAGUAUGUAUUUAUUUUAAAUUAAGACCUCCUCCUAUGUUAGAGAAAGAAAAACCAUUAAUGUAAGAUCAUUUAGCUAAUCCUUAUAUUUACAUAAAAAAGAUUUUCAAAAAAAAUUCAGUAGAAUCUUAGAUGAAACACCCAGAUAUAUGGGAUAAGAGUACUCAUGUUGAAUCUUUGAGAAUAAAUAAAGUUAUGAAAUAAGAGGGAAAGAAAAGACCAUAAUCUGCAAAAGUAAUUCAAUAGCAAUAAGUCCCAGUAUAAGAUAAAUAGAAGGAAAAAUUGAAUAAAAAAGAGAGAGAAGAAUUUUAUUUAAAAAAUCUAGUAAAUAGAAUGUAUAAUAUUAUAUUAGAAAAUGAAAGAAUUUCUAUUCAAAUUUUUUAAGACAAUUAAUCAUCUUCUAAAGGCCAGAAAAUAUAAUAAAAUUAUUUAUAAAGGAGAUCAAUAAAAUUAUGAUUUAAACACUUUAUUUAAUUUAUGGGCAGAACAUAAGAAAUUUAAUUUCAAAUCUAAUCCUGAAAAAUAUAGUAAGAAAAUUGAAUAUAAAUUUUAGUAACUAAGGAAUAAUUUGUGGACUUUUUAUUAUUAAUUGGAUUAGAUCCAGAUAGAUCUCAUGAGGCAGAAAGAUUUUUUGAUUAUUGUCAUGAUGAUGUUGUUAAGGCAUUUGGUAUUGCUUAAUAAGAAUAAAAUAUUUAAACUUAAUAAGACUCUAAAUGGUUUAGAUUAUUCAAGGAUUGA
Molecule: messenger RNA, 1151 nt
Organism: Paramecium pentaurelia
Lineage: Eukaryota; Ciliophora; Oligohymenophorea; Peniculida; Parameciidae
Source: the annotation of a GenBank genome assembly